Molecule: messenger RNA, 1191 nt
Organism: Mycena citricolor
Lineage: Eukaryota; Fungi; Basidiomycota; Agaricomycetes; Agaricales; Mycenaceae
Source: the annotation of a GenBank genome assembly
GGAACGCUUCCCUGAUCACAAUCAUCGUGUUCUCGACUGCAGGUUGUAACGCAGCAGUCCUAUUCCUCCGUCCUCUUCACCCACACGAUGACUUUACCGGACGACAAGUUCAAAGUUCCUUCGCUGGUGCAAUAUUGCCAGCGAGUCGCUACAGCCCACGUCGACUCAAUCAGCAGCGUCGGCGACGAGCUACGUUAUGAUCUACUGAAACCGAUACUACAGCGCUGCACUGUAGAACAACUUUCCCGAUUCGAGGAAGCAUCGCCUCGUCUGGUAAACGAAACACCCGAAAUUUGGAAAGAUCUAUGUUUGCAGAAGUAUUCUGCGGCAGCUGAGCGAUACCAGAGCGCGUCGCUGGAGGAGCCAGUAUCAUGGAAGGAGCAAUACUUCGUUCUGGUGGAGGAGGAUGCUCGGCGAUUUGAGGAAGUUAGUUCUAAGCUUCGGCGGCAAAAACAGGAAGCCCAUGAACGAAAGAAGGAGUCCGAAAUCAAACUCACGACGCAGCGCCCCCCAGGCAGGAAGCCGUGUGCGAAUACUCUUAAUCUUAUUGAGGAACGAGCCAUGCUGACCCGCUCGGCAGGGGGCAUGCCAGCUAGGGUUGAACCUAAGACGCUGUUCCAAAAGACGAGAUCAGAAGCCUCUCGUCUUCAUAAGAACAAAUAUUCCCGGCCGAUGAUACCGCCGAUGCCCGGGAGCAAAACCUUCCGAGUGCUUUCAUCCAGCCACACAGACUUACUUCCCGCAGCCCGGCCGGAGACAAGGCGGGUCACCGUGACCACCGUCACCCAACGUGUUCCAGCAACGGGCGCCACGUUACAGACAGCAUCACCCAUGCCACGAAGAUCACUGCCUGCCAAUGGCGCAUUUAUCUCGUCCGCUGGGAGCCAGAACGGGGGGAAGCAAUCCGUGCCGGUCAAAGUCCCGCUGCCGUCAAUAUCAAGAGCCUUGCCUGCGCCUACAGAUACUUCGUCACAGCCUUCUCCUGCCAAACGUAGGAAGGCAAGCCCUAGCCCCGCGCAAGCCGACUUGCCCAAAGCGAUAUCGCCUGUCAAGCGGGAUCCCAUGGCUGCGUUGUUUAUGCCCAAGCAUCGAGCGUACUCGCAGCGGGCCAAGUAGUGUAAUUACAUACAUUUCGUAUCUCUUGCCGUGUAUUUUCAUUAUCGGAAUUGUACUAAAAUGGAUUAAUUCUGG